UCUCGCCGCCUAGCGCAGCAAACUUUAAGAGAAGCCUGUGGGGUGUACGUGGGGAUCCGAUCCCCGCUGCUGCGCCUCACGUUGCAGCUGCUAGAGGCGAACACACAGCAGCUGCAGGAUACACCUACACAGCAGCAGCAGCUGCAGCAGCAUGAACAGCAGCAGCAGGCUGUCUCCCCCAUGUCUAACAACAGCAGCAGCCCAUCGGAUACAGCAGCAGCAAGUGCUGUCUCCUCGUCUGUAGAAGGGACCCCUCAUUCUCCCUCUGCACCGACCCCCACCAACAGCAGCAGCAACAACAACAGAAGCAGCAACAGCAGCAGCAGCAGCAGCAGCAGCAGCAGCAUGGCAGCAGCGCUGCAGCACGCUCGUCUGACGGGUGCUGCUCACAUAUUAAAUUCACCUUCGAUGCUGCGGCGUCUCUUCAUUGAUCUGCGAAGUUUGGCGCAGUGCUGCAGGUGUCUCCUUUCUGUUUUGCUGCUGCGGUUAGAGACAAACUCGCUGCAGCAGAGAUGGUUUGCUGUAGCAAAUGCUAUUCUUGCCAAUAGAGAGGCCCUCAACAGACACAGUCCUUUAUUCCGAGAAGAAAUCAUUGAGGGCCUAGUGAAUCCUACUCUGAAGCGUUUGCUGUGCAAGGAGAGGGUGUCUCCUUCUGUCUCCGGAGGCGUGCACUGGCGUUACUCUUUAGUUGGGGGCUCAUUUGCUGUUGUCUUUAAUUCGCCUCCUGCUGCUGCUUCGCUGCCGCUGCUGUGGAGGUGGCUUGUUGCUGCUGCAGCAGAUCCGCUAGAACCCCCAGUUGUUGCUGCUGUUGCUGCCUUCGGGCUCAUGCAGCUGCUGCAUUACCUCAGCAAACAUCAAGCUCUCAUCCCCACCGAUAUGUUAGCUACGCUGCACUCCCCACAGACACUGCAGCGCCUGCUGCAGCGGCAGGUGUCUAUACACCAUGAGAACAUUAGGGGCGUGCAGGGGGGCUACGGGUGCAGCAGCAGCAGCAGCAGCAGAGCAGCAGCAGACAACAGCUUCCUUCUUGUUGCUGCAGUUGUUAAACUAUUUAAGACUUGGCCGCAGCAGCCUUCCCCCCGUCUCUCUCGUCUGCUGUCUCUUCAUAAUAUGCUUUUUACUAAGACCCUUCUAACCUUCUUAUAUAGAACACAGCACAUAUACAAGCAGCAGCAGCAGCAGCAGCAGAUGGAGGUGGAUGCUGGACCAGCAGGAACAGCAGUAGGAACAGCAGCAGCAACAGCAGCACCUGCUGCUGCUGGAUCAUUCAGCGAGCUGCUGCAGCAGGGAUUGUCUCCUGUACUUGAAGAGUUGUUUGAUGCUCCCAGCACAGAAUUAGAUAAACAUAUUACGGCUAUUGAAGUUGCUGCUGCUGCUGCAGCAGCAGCAGCAAAGUGGCAGGAUGCCGCAUGCAGAAACACCUUGUGGGAGAUCCUCUGUCCUCUCAUGUCUAAGAGCUUCCCUCAGUUGGAUGAUGAGAGAUUAGCUGCCUGGGCCGAUGGUUUGCGGUUUGCAUUAUGCCCCUCACCUACGCCUCUGCUGCUGCAGCAGCAGCAGCAGCAGCAGCAGCAGCAAGGACGGGAGCGGCUGAGGGGAGCAGCAGCAGCAGAAGCAGCAAGGUCUAGGCUGAGGCCCUUCAUGAAUUUCUUUAUUGAUGCUGAGAAGGCAGCAACACCGCAGGAGACACUGCUGUGUGUGCCUACGGGAGACUUAGGGCAGGCUUCUUCUGGGGCCUUAACUCGGCAGCUGCGGCUGUACUACGCGUUGGUGCUGGUGCGGGAGGAGGUAGCGCGGCUUGUCGUUGCUUCGGUGAUUGGCUUCAACAGAGACGAGCUGCUGCAGCAAGAGACAGACAGGAGACGCUGGCUUGCUGCAGAGACACCAGAAGCAGCAGCAGCAGCAGCUGCUGCUGCUGCAGCGGCUGCUGCUGCUGCGGGUUGCAGCUGCGGAUGCGACCCCACUGCUGCUGCGCAGCAGCUUAGGGUGUACAUGCAGCAGCAGGCAGCAUUGGCCUUGAGCCCCCUAGCAAAGGGGGAGUCUCCUACUGCAGCAGAGCGGGAAGCAGGGAAGAGCAGGUCUCCAUUUUUAUGUGUUUGUUUGACGGCUUUAAGCUGCAUCGCGGGCUUAGCAGCAAAACGAGAUGCAGAGACACUCUCUUCCUUGGGCGCUGCAGCAAAGCGUUCGUUUGAGGUGUACAGACACCUCACAGCAGCAGCCCCCGCUGACCAGCAGCAGCAGCAGGAACAAGAGGGAGUGCUGCUGUCGCUGCUACUCGCAGCAAGCAAACACCCAGACUGCGAUCUCAGCAGCAGCGGGAUUAUUGCUGCUCAAAUCUGCUGCCUUGCAACGCAGCAGCAGCAGCUGCUCACAGAUGUGCUGCUGCGCUACAACCCCCUCCAGCAGCAGCUGCUGCUGCUACAGCAGCAGCAGCAUAAACAGAUUCGCAAGCCUUUGCUGCUGCAGCUAAGAGACUUUGUCUCUUCUCUUGUCUCCUUUAUGAGGCAUCCGUCAUGGAAGGUUCGAGCCCUCAUCUUAUCGCUGUUAGAGGUUUUACUCUCGCGUAUUUUUAUGUCUUGCGGGGCCUGCAAUAUGCGGGGGGCGACAGCAGAAGCAUAA
Eimeria acervulina is the source of this 2616-nucleotide messenger RNA. RefSeq lists its product as hypothetical. The transcript has 10 exons. Lineage: Eukaryota; Apicomplexa; Conoidasida; Eucoccidiorida; Eimeriidae. The annotation marks the transcript as partial. The record is from RefSeq and is a predicted model, not a curated record.